AAGGUGAAGAGUUCCGGCUCCGAUUCCUGAGCGACGACUCGGUGGUGGGUGGUGAGCAAUGGCGGGAGACGAUGGUGGCGCCGUGGAGAUGGGGAGCCACUACAACCUGCAGAUGGUGUGGAGAGGCUACGGGAGGAAGUCGGCACUGACCGUGGGGUUGAGGGAGUGGAGCAAUUUCCCCAAGCUUAGGCCAUUUCAGCGACUUGCUAGCCUCAUCAGAUUUUGGGGCAGUAUAGCCCAGAAUCUUGUGCAUCACGGUGAAAAGCUGUGCUUUAGAUGCUUUGAAGAAGCAAGUGCAAAGAGACUUCCACCCCAGACGCUUGAUGCAGAGUUCCAAGAACACGGUGGUUCUUUUGAUUAUUUACAGUCGGUUCGAGAAAUAAAAUCUCUUUAGAGAUAAUUAUUUAUGCUUGAAGCCAGCCAUGGACGAUUUCCAAGUUCCACUCUUCUCUCUUCUUAUCCUUUUGCUCUCUCCUCCUCUAUCAUCUCUUAGCCAGACUCAAUAGGAAUGGAAAAACCCUGUUCAGAGAGAGAGAGAGAGAGGAGCGGGAGGAAUCACAUGACAGCCACAUGGUCUCCUUCUAUUCCUUCCAAAUACCUCUCUUCUUCUAAUCCAGCCAACAAGAGUAUUAUUUGUAUUUUGUAUCUUGAUUUAUUAUCUCAUGUGAUAAUCAUAU
This is a messenger RNA of Elaeis guineensis (African oil palm), 677 nucleotides long. NCBI's taxonomy places the organism in Eukaryota, Viridiplantae, Streptophyta, Magnoliopsida, Arecales, Arecaceae. The record is from RefSeq and is a predicted model, not a curated record.